UAGAGUGGAAGUGUUGACGUUUUGAGUUGUGAGAGAGAGAGUGAGAGAGAGAGGCGCCACCACCACUAUAACCUGGCUGUGUCUCUAAACCUACACACGUCAAGUUAUCGUGAGUUAUAAAAAAAAGAACAUGGCAUCUAUUCCCAUUCCUGGCAGUGAGGAGAAGAAUGGUUGUGUUGAGGAGAUGGCCUCGUCCCCCGCCCUCCACCCUGAUGCCUAUGCCACCCUAAGCCAGGAUGAGACUGAUGGUGUGCCCCUUGACACCCAUUGGACCUUCUGGAUAGAUAAAGCCACAAGAGGAGCAACCGCCGCAGAGUACGAAGCCAACAUGAAGAAAAUAUAUAGCGUAUCGACGGUUCAGAGUUUUUGGUCCGUGUACAAUAACAUACCCGACGUGUCAGAACUGUCUCUCCGUUACUCGUAUCAUUUAAUGCGCGGAGACCGACGUCCCAUGUGGGAAGACGAGGGUAAUCAAAAUGGUGGAACUUGGAGAAUUAAAGUAUCAAAAAGAGACACAUCGCGUGUAUGGAAGGAGAUGUUGUUAGCGUCGAUUGGUGAACAGUUUGAGGGCCACCUAGCUCCUGGGGAUGAAGUGUGUGGAAUCACUGUGUCAGUAAGGGAACGGGACGAUUUACUACAGAUCUGGAACUACGACAGCACCCUCACUAGCCAGGCCACAGUUAUGAAGAAAGUGCAUAGUUUGGUCCCUGAUGUGGUGUUCAGUGCCGAAUUUUACAAACCACAUCAGACGCACCACGCUUACGAAGGAGAGAAAUCCCAAAUGGGUGGUAUGAUGCUGGUAAAUUCAUGAACAAGGCACAACAUAGGCUUGUUAGUGCUGUCAUAGUAACCUUUUAUUAUAGUUUUAGCUUCCUAUGCCUAAAAACACACAAAUGUUGGUGAGUUCUCUUAGCUGUAUAAGCCUAAGAACACAAGCGUUGGUGAAUUAUCUCACCAUUUUGUACUACUGGUAUAUCUUUAUGAAGUCAUUGAGAAGUGAUCAGUAGUAUUAGAUAUUUAUCUUUUGUAUACAUACAUAGAAGUUAGUGGAGAUUCAAGACUGCAAAUGCUGGCCAGAUAUCAAGUGGGUUAGGUAGCCUUACCUUACUCUAACGCUACCUUACCUUACUUAUGUUACCUUACUUAAAUUAACUUACUCUAACCUUACCUAACCUUACCUAACCUUACCUAACCCAAUGUAACCCGACUGAACCCUACCUUUUUUUGACCCAACCGAACCUAUCCUAAGCUAAGCUAACCUAACCCGACCCAUUCUAACCUAACUCAAUCCAACCCAACCCAAUCAAACAUAUCUGGAGAAUACAGUAUCUGUUUUGCUAAUGAAAAAACAAAAUAUUAAAGAGAGAGAGUUUUUAAUCCCCUCCUUACUACUGUCCAUUGCUCUACCAACUGUACUGUAUAUUUAACAUGUGUUAUUGGUGUAGUGGUACGUGCAUCAUCUGCCAGUCCAGCUCAACCAUGCAGUAUGGGAGUGGUUAAGAGGUACUGUACUGUAUGACCCUUACAUAUAAUCAUUUCAUGUACGUUAGUGAUGUCUUGUGACUAACUAGAACCUGCUGGAAGAUUUCAGGUAUAUCAUGAUACAUAUUUAAGAUUUAUUUUAUUUUAUUAUUAUUUUUUUGAGUUGUCACCUAUUGAGUUAGAUAUUGUUUUCAAGUCAGUUUUAAUUACUUUUGUUUAUAUACAUGUGUAAACUAAUGUACAGGGUGUGGCAUAAGUUUUUUUUCUUUACCGAGGACACUGCAAAGAAUAGGAAGAAAGAAAAUGUUAUUGCUGGAAAAAUUAAAUUUAUAAAAAAAGUGCUAGAGGUCAAGGUUUUUAUUAUUAUUAUAGAAAUGUCAUUAUGCAUACAAUAGUGUCAACCUCAUUUCUCACCACUGCGUGCAGUUUUCUCGGUAAAACACCUUAAGUCACUCCCUCUACAGUAACAUUUCAUGAAUUUCCUAAACAUUUUACAAAUUUAAACAAUACCGGUGUAUGCAUAGAAGUGAUAAACUACAUGUAGGUGAUGAGAGAUAGUUUUAUUUAUAUAACUUACAAAAAGUUUGUCUAUACUCCACUGUAUUAGUUUUCCAAAUGUUUGAAAAGUUUGGGUAACUUGAAAGUUCUUCGGAUACAAGAGUUAAGUAAUAUGAACACAUUAUUUGAUUAAUAUUAGUGCAGUAUACAUCAGAUUCUAUGACAAAUGUGUGUAUUGUAGAGAGCACCAUGGCCAGUGACAGAUCCAGCCUCCGGUCCCCUAUACAGUACCUAGAACAGGAACAUAACCUAACCUUUUGCUAACAGUAAUUUCAAGCACAGUUCAGUACAGCAGCUACCCCAGAAACACACACACACACACACACCUUUGUUUAAUAUUAAUUCACGGAGCUCCUAUAGAGAUGUACUCGAGAUUUGAUGAGUUUAAGUUUAGUAUAUACUGUAUUAUUCUUUAGUCCCAUCCUUAAAUGAAAACUUAGAUCUGUUGUGUAUGGCUCAUGGUGUAUCUCACGAUCAGUGGUUGUUAACGUCUCCAUGGACAGUCAGAAGGAAACAGCUCACACACACACACACACACACACACACACACACACACACACACACAAACACACACACACAUGCCCCUGAAAUCAAAGUUCAUGCAGGCAUUCAAGUUAAAAAAUAAAUAAAAAUCUGUGAUAAAAAGAAAGUGCUAGGAUGGAAAAGUAUAUUCUUGUUUAGACUUUAUGUAUUGUAGAUUUUUAGUAGGCAGAUUAAAUUUGGAUAACACAAAAAAAAUACUUUUAGAUUUAUAAAAAUAUUUCGAUAACUAUUGAUUAAAGCUCGAUUUUAUUCGGUCACGGGGGUGGAUAGGAUUAACGAAUACUUGAUAUAACAAUGUCAUGUUCCUCGUUUAAUGUUUUUGAUAAAUUUUUAACUCUUGAAAAAAAAUGUGGGGGGAAUUAAUCAUUGACGUCUUUAUUGUGAUGUGGGUAACACAUGUCUUAUAACCAAGGUUUCAGAAUGACAUAUUCACUAUUAAAUUUUUUUUAGCAUAGUUAUUGCAUAAUUUGUAUUUUUUAUUAUACUGUAAUUAUAGUAGCCUUAUCUUUACCUGUUGCAACUGUGGGGAUGUCUUAGGGUGGCCAAUGUGGUCCUAUAUUUUGUAAAGUCCUAUCAUCCCAUUAUUCAUUCAGUAUUCUGGGAAAAUAUAUACUGUUUUAGCUUGGCUGAAGCUUCUUUUUUUUUAACUCUCAUCUGACCACUUUCACUGUAGAGGUCAUGUUACUGAGCUACUGACCAUUAAACCUAAUACUGUACAGUGCUGUUUGUUUGUGUGUGGUGUGACAAGCAUUUCUCGGUGCCCUAAACAUUGUACCACACACACGCCUUGCUAUUCCCACAAACAUUUGCACAUUUAUGUACUGUACAGUAUAGUGAUAUUUCUUAUUACUCAUGAGAAUGAACAUAUUUUAAGAGUAAGUCAUGCAUAGGAAGUCACAAAGUCAGAAGUGAAUGAAUAAUAAAAUAAGAGAACUAGCAGGAAAGGUGUCCACAGGUCACUGCUGCAACAGGUAGGGUAAAAAAAAACACCUAUUUUAGUCAUUAUUUUAAUAUACGUAUCAUCAUUCAUAUUUGUCAGUUGAUAAUGUUUUACUUAAUAAAACAUUGAAUUGGA
Molecule: messenger RNA, 3658 nt
Organism: Homarus americanus (American lobster)
Lineage: Eukaryota; Metazoa; Arthropoda; Malacostraca; Decapoda; Nephropidae
Product: eukaryotic translation initiation factor 4E type 3-like
Exons: 4
Coding region: 131-811 (226 amino acids)
Biological process (GO): translational initiation
Cellular component (GO): eukaryotic translation initiation factor 4F complex
Molecular function (GO): RNA 7-methylguanosine cap binding; translation initiation factor activity
Source: RefSeq, a predicted model, not a curated record